AUGCCUCGUGGUGGCCGAAUUUUGCCGGAGAAGAGGGCGGCGGCGACGCUUCUGUCCCUAGCGGCGGUGCUGGGCAGGGGCGGUGCAGGAGGAGGUGGCCAGGGGGAAGGGCGCGGCGCUCCUGAUGGCGGCGGCGCUGCACAAAAGCAGGGCGCAGGGGGGCGACGGCUGUGCCAGGGCGCGAAGGGCGGCGACGCUCCUGGUGGCGCGCAUGGGCAUAGGGGAGGGGCCAAGGCACGCAGGGGCAGCGCGGCAGCAGGAGGAAGGGCUGGCGGCGAUGCUGUAGGAGGCCCACAUGAGGACACAGCUGCGCAGGGGCGGCGCCGGGGGGUCUGGCGCUCCUGGUGGUCGCGUGCAGCACCAGGGAGGGAAGCAGGCAGGUAG
This is a messenger RNA of Panicum hallii, 384 nucleotides long. RefSeq names its product glycine-rich cell wall structural protein 1.0-like. Lineage: Eukaryota; Viridiplantae; Streptophyta; Magnoliopsida; Poales; Poaceae. The transcript has a single exon. The record is from RefSeq and is a predicted model, not a curated record. The coding region runs from base 1 to 384 and encodes 127 amino acids.